AUGGUGAAGAUGAUACUGCUACGACUGUUGAUGGUCUUUGUGAUGGCGGGUUUGGUGCUCGCAAAUACCGAGAAAACCAUCUUCGUCGCCAUCGACCACGCCCCGAAUCAGAAACACCACGACAACCGUCCGGUGGUGAAGCCAAACAUCCCGCUCCGAGUCCACCUCGACCGCGAAGACUGGACCGUACAAGACGGUGCCGAACUGUGGUACACCCUCGACACAACCCCAGGAACACGUUACGAAGUCCGCGUAUGCUGGCCCGCAACCACCCCCACUGACUUCCACUUCUCCCUCAGCAACAACGAAGCGCUGAGAAUACAAGCGAUACCCUCCUACCGCUCUUACCUCCCCACCUACUCCCUCUCCCCACCUCCACUGGAUUUCGAUAUCAUCCUCGAUCCCUUUCUGUGGGGUAUGAUACCGAGGAGUUUGCUGGGUACGUUGGGGUGGGUUGUGGCGGUUGUGGGGGUUAGUGUUUGGGUUAGUGUGAGGGUGGUGUGGAGACUGCUGAAGAGCGUGGUACGCGAAAGAGAGAAGGUGGAGUGA
Molecule: messenger RNA, 549 nt
Organism: Saitoella complicata NRRL Y-17804
Lineage: Eukaryota; Fungi; Ascomycota; Saitoellomycetes; Saitoellales; Saitoellaceae
Exons: 2
Coding region: 1-549 (182 amino acids)
Biological process (GO): GPI anchor biosynthetic process
Cellular component (GO): endoplasmic reticulum membrane; mannosyltransferase complex
Molecular function (GO): mannosyltransferase activity
Source: RefSeq, a predicted model, not a curated record